Messenger RNA from Aspergillus campestris IBT 28561, 5098 nucleotides. RefSeq names its product CORVET complex membrane-binding subunit VPS8. Gene Ontology annotation, cellular component: HOPS complex; late endosome. Gene Ontology annotation, molecular function: protein binding. Gene Ontology annotation, biological process: protein targeting to vacuole; endosomal vesicle fusion. The transcript is spliced from 3 exons. The coding region runs from base 308 to 5053 and encodes 1581 amino acids. Lineage: Eukaryota; Fungi; Ascomycota; Eurotiomycetes; Eurotiales; Aspergillaceae. The record is from RefSeq and is a predicted model, not a curated record.
GUUCAUCGCACCACCCCUCUAAUUCUUUCCACUAAUCUUCUAUCCAUCCCCGGAUUGCUAUCAUUUGCUGGACACUCUCCUCAACUCUGCGACCCCCCGCUCCCGAUCUAACUCCCGAUCGUCCGUGAGGAGGCCCGUCUGCUCCGCCCCAUCCUGUCGCACCAAGCUCGCUUUGCCGCUCGUGAACUGUCACCAACCCCCCCACCAGCCCCUAGAUCGUGUCGGCGCCGUCCUUAUUCCCUAAGGUUAUCCGAUACUGUCUUUUGCUAGUCGACGUGGAAGCGAUGGUCACCCGAACAUUUCGCUGAUGAGCUCCAUGAUUGAGGGCUGUGAUGACGGGGCACGAGAGGAUGAGCUCGACCUGGGUCCGGAGGAGGACAAUAUGCACCCGAUAGCCAAUGGCGUCGCAGACGAUAGCUCGUCACGACCGCAGAAAGGACCGGAUGCAGGCGCAAUGGCCGACGGGGAGGAGGACGAGGAUCUCCCGAAUAUAGACACUCAGGACCGUGCCUCGGCCCAACCCACCCCUACACCGGUUGCCGAUGCGACUGAUGGCGUCUUGCCCUCGCCCCGUCCUGGCCAGCUCGAUGGAUCCGGUAGCAUGGACGAGACCACGUCCACUCCCGAUGACACCCCGUCGCUACAUGGUUCGCUUCCCUCCUCGUUAAGCAGCAGUGCGCUGGCACUGCGGAGCUCCCCUCGACCCAGCCCCAGUCCGUCACAUCGACCCUUCGAUCUUCGUUUCCAAUCCCGUUUGUCCACCUCAUCCUUGGGCGGUUUCCGGCCAUCGUCUCCCUUCUUGUCCCACAUCCAUUCUCGGAAAUCCUCUCUUACCAGUCGCCUAUCCCCCGGCACCCCCGACAUCGAUGCGGACCCCCAGGGACCCUGGGAUGUUGUGCGGUGGACAAAGCUGCGGAAGAUCACCGGCCAGGCGUUUUCCGAGGUGGGCAAGAGGAACUUCGGGCACCCGUCGUGCUUAGCGGUGUCGACCGCGAUUGUGAUCGGGACCUCGAAAGGCGUCAUUUUGGUAUUCGACUAUCAGCAGAGCUUGCGAACGAUCAUUGGCACUGGUACAAAAGCGGUGGAGUGCGGGGCUAUCACGGCGUUGGCGUUGUCCGCGGAUCAUACAACAAUCGCCGCCGGCCAUGCAUCGGGGGAUAUCUUUACCUGGGAGAUCUCCAAGUCCGCGCGACCGUUCCUACAUAUCCCACCAAUCCCGGCGAAUCAGAUCGACAGCCGAACCGCCGACGGCCACGUCGCGGAUGCCUCGGUCAUUCACAUCGGGUUCCUGGGAAUGAGGCGCACGGCACUCGUGUCGGCCGACAAACGAGGAAUGGCGUUUUCGCAUCUCGCGACUCGGGGGAUGGGCGCGAUCGGUCGGACGGUCAAGACCACCAGGAUCUUGGGCCGCUAUCCGCAGCACAUCUCGCAUGGCAGUCAGCCGCGGAGGCCGAGCUCUGUCCUCGCAUUCUCGCCGCUACCGCUGGGCAACGUCGACCAACCGACGGACUCGCUGGGCUUGGUUGCGAUGCUGACGCCCUUUCUCCUGGUCAUCGUGUCGACGACACCGGUGGCGCACACCCAGCACAAGGUGCCCCGCCCCAGGGAAGUGGCCGCCCACGGCGCAAUGACGGGGGCGCUGGCGUGGUUUCCGGCCAUCCGGCUCAAAGGCAGUCAAUCCCAGACCUCGAUGACGAAGCUGGUGUACUGCUGGUCGAACGUGCUCACCGUUCUGGAUGUCUCCGAACUGAAGACCGACGAAACCCCGGAUCGGGACCGUCGCCCAACGCUGACGUUCAAAUCGCGGAGUCGGUGGAAGGCCGACGAGGCGAUCGUUGCCGUCCAAUGGCUGAGCCGUUCCGUCUUGGCCGUGCUCACCAUCACGCAGCAAUUGUUGAUCCUGGAAGACCAUACCAUGCGCGUGACAGAAGCGGUUGAUCUUCUCAACCGGCAUAUAUACCACGUUGAUUUGUUUUCGGCGCAGCUCCAUUCGCUUGUCGAGCAGUUGGAUGAAGAGGAUACGUCGAUGCACGGCGUGGUGGCCGAUGCCUUCUAUAUGAGCUUCCGCUCCUACAAAGGACGCCUGUUCCUGUUGAGCUAUAACGAAGCGCUCGCCGGGGGCCUGUCGAACUGGGCGGACCGGUUACUGGCAUUCAUGGAGGCUGGGGACUUCAUCGGGGCCAUCAAGCUGGCGACCUCUUACUACCAGGGUAACUCGGAGAAGCUCACCGUCGGCCUGCCCGAUGAAGACGCGCUGAGGGAGCCUCUUGUCCAAACAAAACUUCUGGAGAUGAUGACGGCUUCGUUGAAGUACGCGUUCGGUCGCAAUGCCGAAGCAAGCAACGAGCCACUCGGAAGCCCGCAACUGGAAGAGUUGGCCGAGGUGUCCAUCCAGGCGUGUGUCUGUAUGGCGAACGACGACUUCCUCUGGGACGAGGUCUUCACGUGGUAUGAGGAACACGGAUCGCCCGGGAUCUUCCUCGAUGCGUUGGAGCCGUACAUCGUCGAGGGGACGGUGCGCACUCUGCCUCCGACGGCGAUCAAGGCCUUGAUCAACCACUUUGCGACGAACCAUACCGCCUCUCGUCUGGAGGAGAUCAUUUGCCUGCUUGAUACCACUACGAUCGAUAUUGAUCAGGUGACGUCGCUGUGCAAGCAUCACAACCUGUACGAUGCUUUUAUUUAUGUCUGGAACCGCAGCCUGGGAGACUACGUGGGACCGCUCCAGGAGCUGCUGAGGCUGAUUCCGUCCGACGAAUCCCUGGCCAACGGGGACUCGAUUAACGCCAUCAAACAAUAUACGAAUGCGAUCAAGAUGUUCCCCUAUUUGUCCUAUGUGUUGACCGGCCGCAUCUACCCCACCGGAGACGAGAUGGACGAGACCGAGGCGACCCAGGCCAAGGCCGCCUUGUAUGACUUUCUCUUUUCAGGGAAUCUGUCAGGCACAGACUCCGGGGUUAACGGGUCAUUUGCCGAUCUGCAGACUAUGCUGAAAUUCAGCGCGCCCAGUUUUAUGAGCAUGCUGAACGAAGCGUUCGAGGACAGCUUCUUGAACGAGCAGGAGCCCGACGAGACUCCCUACCAGGGGAGAUCCAUCAACCGGCAGUAUUUGAUCACGAUUCUCCUGCAGGUCAUGAUGCCGCCGGCUUUUGAACCUACAGAUACUAUCUAUCUUGAUAUGUUCGUUGCUCGUAACCAACCGAAAUACCCUCAGUACAUCCUCCUCUCUGGCAGCACAGUACACCAGGUUCUGGAACGGCUGUGCCAGUAUCCUAGCCCCGAGAUGGCGGAAGACUGUGAGCUCAGCGCUGAGUACCUGUUGUCGUUCUACCGACCUCCUGAUAUCCAGACCAUGAUCCCGCUCUUUAGGGCGGCCCGGUUUUUCCGGAUCCUCAAGUCGACCUAUCGUGCCGAGAAGCGCUUCCCUGAGUUGAUCCUCACCUAUCUCGAAUGUCCGAACGAAAAGGCGACGAUCUUCACCUGCUUACAGGACUGUCUUCGCCCGGGACCAACUCUCGGUAAGAAGCAGAGGCGCGGUGUCGUCGAUGUGGUGAAGGAGCAUGCGGGUGAACUCCUUGCCAUCGAUGUGGAAAGGACUGCUCAGACCAUGCAAGACUAUGCCCCCGAGACGCAUGAGACGUUCCUCGGUGCUCUGAAAGAUGACCCCCACGGCCAAUAUCAGUAUCUGUCCAUGGUCGUCGAGCCCGCGGCACAGGCUGGAGCCGAGCGCCGGUCAUCGAAACCCGUUGAGAACUGGAUGGUGGAGCGGUAUGUCCAGCUGCUGUGUCGAUACAAUCCUUCGCAAGUAGCCACAUUCGUGGACGAUCUUCGCGUGGGAGACGUGCGACUCGAGGAGCUCUUGCCGUGGAUGGAGGAAAGCGGCGUGGUGGAUGCGGCCGUUAUCCUGCUGGCUCGACAAGGCCAAGUCCGGGGUGCCAUGGACCGUCUCAUCGGACAUCUCGGGAUGCUGGAGUCGGGCCUGGUAGGCAUUCUCCGAAGCAUUCAAGCGAGUCCCGAUUCCGUUAGCACCGCGGAGGCCAUUGACGAUCUCGUUGAAUCCUUAAACAAGUAUUCCCGGGUCGGGAUCUGGCUCUGUCAAGGCCAGAGCAAGACCGCAACGAAGACUCCGUCCGACAAACAAAAUGGAGCGCGAGCAGACCAACCGCUUUCGUUCGAGGAGAGCCUCUGGCUGGAUCUGAUCGAGUCGGUCGUCCGCAUCGCGAGCAGUGUCUUUUCGCUGAUCCCGCGGGAACAGGCCGACAGCAACGCGGAGGUGAACCGUGCCGCCGCUCCGCUGAUAUCGGCGUUCCGUGCGCUGGUGCAGCAAGUGUUCAGCGCGCUACUGUCCGGCACGAUCCGCAUUGGGGGGUCCAGCGAUCGCAGCGGUAUGGGCUUCCUGCGGAUUCUCCGGGCGUUCCUUACGCGUGCGGCGCAGUGGUCGCCCUCGCUUCUGGAGUUGCGUGCCGUCCUGGCCUCCGUGUUCUCGGCCUACAUCUACGAGAAGUCUCUCCUCGCUCUGGCGAACGGAAUGCUAGAUCGCGACCUGUUUGUCCAUGUGGACGAGGUGACACAACUGCGCCAGCGUGGAUGGCGACCGCGCGGGCAGGUGUGCGAGCUCUGCCGGCAGCGCAUCUGGGGCCCCGGAGUGGGUGCUCGAUACUGGGAUGCGUGGACGCAACGACAGGUCGACUCGCACCAGCACCGUCUCGCCAAACGACUCGGCGAGCGAGACGAUCCCGCGCGCGCCCGCGGCAAGGGCAAAGGGGUCGCUGUGGCGGACACGGGGCCGACCCAGCCUCUCCAUCACACGCACCACACCCAUCAUGACGAACAUGCGCACCCGGCAGACUCGAACGAUGCGACCGCGGGGCCACCCAGUGAUAGCGGAGAGGCGCCCCUUGGACCGGCGGUGGUCUUUUCCUGUCGACACCUGUAUCACCGGCAGUGUCUUGUGGACCGUGCGGAGCAGAUCGGAUCCACGCGGAAACGGGGAUCAGGGGGAGGCGAUUGGGAGAUGCUGUCGUGUAUAGUUUGUCCUGUACAUAGUGAUUGAGUGACGGGGAUGGGUGGCUUGGUGUUGUAGUAAUUACGAUCUCUC